Molecule: messenger RNA, 723 nt
Organism: Mya arenaria
Lineage: Eukaryota; Metazoa; Mollusca; Bivalvia; Myida; Myidae
Exons: 2
Coding region: 1-723 (240 amino acids)
Source: RefSeq, a predicted model, not a curated record
AUGGGCCAUCCAUACAAUCCACUUAUCAGCCUUCCCGUUCCCAAACCCCCUCCUACAGCCAUACAAUCCACCUAUCAGCCUUCCCCCCAACCCCCUCCUACAGCCAUACAAUCCACCUAUCAGCCUUCCUCCCAACCCCCUCCUACAGCCAUACAAUCCUACUAUCAGCCUUCCCCCCUAACCCCCUCCUACAGCCAUACAAUUCACCUCUCAGCCUCCCCCCAACCCCCUCCUACAGCCAUACAAUCCACCUAUCAGCCUUCCCCCCUAGCCCCCUCCUACAGCCAUACAAUCCACCUAUCAGCCUUCCCCCCGAACCCCUCCUUCAGCCAUAUAACCCGCCUAUCAGCCUUCCCCCUCAACCCCCUCCUACAGCCAUACAAUCCACCAAUCAGCCUUCCCCCAACCCCCUCUUACAGCCACAUAAUCCAUCUAUCAGCCUUCCCCCCAACCCCCUCCUACAGCCAUACAAUCCACCUAUCAGCCUUCCCCCCAACCCCCCUCCUUCAGCCACACAAUCCACCUAUCAGCCUUCCCUCCAACCCCCUCCUACAGCCAUACAAUCCACCUAUCAGCCUUUCCCCCAACCCCCUUCUACAGCCAUACAAUCCACCUAUCAGCCUUCCCCCCAACCCCCCUCCUACAGCCACACAAUCCACCUAUCAGCCUUCCCCCAACCCCCUUCUACAGCCAUGCAAUCCACCUAUCAGCCUUCCCCCCUAA